CGACCUUUGCGCCGCGGAGGCGGCCCGGAGCCCAGCGCAGCCCCGUGGCCGGCGCUCGCUCCCCGCCGCGCCGGCAUGGCCGCCCCCCGGCUCACCGAAAGCACCGUGACGGUGGACGGGCAGAGCCUCUUCUACCGCCAAGCGGCGCCGGCCGAGCGCAGCCCGAAGCUGACGGUGCUGCUGCUCCACGGCAUCCGCUUCUCCUCCGACACCUGGCUCCAGCUGCAGACGCUGGCCAAGCUGGCCGAAGCCGGCUACCGAGCGGUGGCCAUCGACCUGCCGGGGCUGGGGCGCUCCAAGGACGCCGUGGCCCCGGCGCCCGUGGGCCAGCCGGCGCCGGGGGCUUUCCUGAAGGGGGUCUCGGAGGCGCUGCGCCUGGGCCCGGCCGUGGUGAUCAGCCCCUCGCUCAGCGGCAUGUACUCCCUGCCCUUCCUCUUCCAGCACGGCCACCUGCUCAAGGCCUACGUGCCCGUGGCGCCCAUCUGCACCGACAAAUUCCCGGCGGAGCAGUACGCCCAGGUCAAAACGCCCACGCUGAUCGUGUACGGGGACCAGGACGCGGAGCUGGGGCAGGCCAGCCUGGCCAACCUGCGGCACAUCCCCGAGCACCAGGUGCUGGUGCUGCAGGGCGCCGGGCACGCCUGCUACCUGGACAAGCCCGACGAGUGGCACCGCGGGCUCCUGGCCUUCCUGCAGCAGCUGGAGUGAGCAGGACGGGACCGCGCAGGGGCACCCGCUCCUCGCACCCGCGCCCACGCCGUCCCGGCUGCUCUCCCGGGGCCCGGGCCAGCCCCGCUCCCUGCCCUGCCGCCUGCCAUCGGCAGCUGCACCGCCAGCUUCCUCGGGACCAAAUAAAACCCCAAGCUCUGCCACCGC
Molecule: messenger RNA, 876 nt
Organism: Rhea pennata
Lineage: Eukaryota; Metazoa; Chordata; Aves; Rheiformes; Rheidae
Product: putative protein-lysine deacylase ABHD14B
Exons: 3
Coding region: 76-708 (210 amino acids)
Biological process (GO): positive regulation of transcription by RNA polymerase II
Cellular component (GO): cytoplasm
Molecular function (GO): hydrolase activity
Source: RefSeq, a predicted model, not a curated record